AUGGCAAAUUCCAAGUAUGAAUAUGUAAAGGCCUUUGAGCAACCGGAUAUCUUGCUUCCCAACACCUGGAUAGUCGUUCGCAUCGACGGGCGAGGCUUUCACAAAUUCUCAGCAAAAUAUGCCUUUGAGAAGCCGAAUGAUCGACGGGCACUAGAUCUUAUGAAUAUGGCUUCGAAAGCAGUACUGACUGAUCUACCUGACAUUGUUAUUGCGUAUGGCAUUAGUGAUGAGUACAGUUUCGUGUUUCACAAGACCUGUGCUCUUUUUGAGCGACGUGAAAGCAAAAUUGUCAGCACCGUUGUCUCUACUUUCACAGCACACUACAUAUACCACUGGAAUACCUUCUUCCCCGAACAACCACUCACUCUACCACUCCCAAGUUUUGACGGUAGAGCAGUGUUGUAUCCAACUAUUCAGAAUCUACGGGAUUAUAUGAGUUGGAGACAGGUCGAUUGUCACAUCAACAAUUUGUACAACACUACCUUUUGGACGUUAAUUCAGCAAGGGGGGAUGGAGCCACAAGAAGCAGAGAAAGCGCUUGCAGGAACUCUCGCGGCCGAGAAGAACGAGAUCCUAUUCUCUAGAUUCAAUAUCAACUACAACAAUGAAGCAGAAAUCUACAAGAAAGGGAGCAUUGUUCUUCGCGACUACGAAUUGGUUGAGCCAGGAACUUCUCACGAACCACUCGAUGAAAACUCAGCCAAGACGGUUGAGGAGCAACAGUUGUCGAAGACGCAAGAAGAGAAAGACCGCAAGAGAAGAGCCAAGGCAAGAAUCACAGUGCAACACGUAGACAUGAUCAAAGACGAAUUCUGGGAACGAAGACCAUGGUUAUUGUCGAACAAGCCCGGGAAGAUCCCCAAAGAGCCAUAG
Glarea lozoyensis ATCC 20868 is the source of this 873-nucleotide messenger RNA. RefSeq names its product tRNA(His) guanylyltransferase. Gene Ontology annotation, molecular function: tRNA guanylyltransferase activity; magnesium ion binding. The transcript has 8 exons. Bases 1 to 873 code for a protein of 290 amino acids. Gene Ontology annotation, biological process: tRNA modification. Lineage: Eukaryota; Fungi; Ascomycota; Leotiomycetes; Helotiales; Helotiaceae. The record is from RefSeq and is a predicted model, not a curated record.